GUUCCGUUCGUCCUCUCCGAGUGGCACACGUGGGUUGUACGAAAACCACUCGUUUUCCGAAGCCGCUCAUUCCUUCGCAAGCGCUGUCCUCCGCGACCCCCGACCGCAAAGUCCCGCAAGGUUUCUGGGUGUUUUUGAAUCCACAGGCUGAACCAUGCCGUCAGUUCCCUCCACCAAAGAAAAGGCCCCCGUGUGCCCGCACGCUGGCAAGCUGCUGGGCCACGCCAACGGAGACGCCAAGAUCCGCGACGCCUCCUUUCAGCUGAACGUCGUUGAGAAGCUGAGCGACCCGGAGGAGUCCGGCAGGACCAUACAAAUCAACACAAAGAACGGCGCCCCCGAGAGGAAAUGGAUCCGGCCUGACCUCCCCAGCCGCUGCAAAUGGAGCCUGGGGGCCUCAAAGGCCGACUCUCCUCAUCUGCAAAUUCCAAGGACGCUCCCUCCAACCAUCCUCCCAAACAUCCUGCACAGGAUCGGUGACACCCCCAUGGUGCGCAUCAACCACAUCCCCAAAGCCUUUGGACUCAAGUGUGAACUAUUGGCCAAAUGCGAGUUCUUCAACGCCGGCGGCAGCGUGAAGGACAGGAUCAGCCUGCGCAUGGUGGAGGACGCAGAGCGAGCUGGGAUCCUCAAACCCGGAGACACCAUCAUCGAGCCCACGUCCGGAAACACCGGGAUCGGACUGGCUCUGGCUGCUGCCGUUAAGGGAUACCGCUGCAUCAUAGUCAUGCCGGAGAAGAUGAGCAUGGAGAAGGUGGAUGUCCUCCGAGCUCUUGGAGCCGAGAUCGUCCGCACUCCCACCAGUGCUCGAUUUGAUUCGCCAGAGUCCCAUGUGGGUGUGGCCUGGCGUCUCAAGAACGAGAUCCCCAACUCGCACAUUCUGGAUCAGUACCGCAACCCGAGCAACCCCCUGGCUCACUACGACACCACCGCUGAGGAGAUCCUGGAGCAGUGUGACGGUAAAAUCGACAUGCUGGUGGCUGGUGCCGGUACCGGCGGCACCAUCACGGGCAUCGCUCGCAAGCUGAAGGAGAAAUGCCCAAACAUCAAGAUUGUCGGUGUGGACCCUGAAGGCUCCAUCUUGGCUCAGCCUGAACACCUGAACAAAACCGAUAAGACUCAGUAUGAGGUGGAGGGCAUCGGCUAUGAUUUCGUUCCCACGGUGCUUGACAGAUCGGUUGUUGAUUCUUGGUACAAGUCCAACGACGAGGAGUCCUUCAACAUGUCCCGAAUGCUCAUUAGAGAAGAAGGCCUGCUGUGCGGAGGAAGCUCCGGGACCGCCAUGGCCGCUGCCGUCGCGGUCGCCAAAGAACUGAAGGAGGGCCAGCGCUGCGUGGUCAUCCUGCCAGACUCCAUCCGCAACUACAUGUCCAAGUUCUUGAGCGACAAGUGGAUGUUUGAGAAAGGCUUCCUGAGCGAGGAGGUUUUGAUGGUGAAGAAGCCGUGGUGGUGGAACUUGAAGCUGCAGGGUUUGAACCUGUCGGCCCCCCUGACCGUCCUUCCAACCGUCAGCUGCCAGAACACCAUCAAAAUCCUGAAGGAGAAGGGAUUCGACCAGGCGCCGGUGGUGGACGAUGCGGGGUUGAUCCUGGGCAUGGUGACUCUUGGGAACAUGUUGUCGUCCAUUCUCGCAGGAAAGAUCAAGCUGUCCGACCCCGUCAGUAAAGUCCUCUACAAGCAGUUCAGACAGAUUCGUCUGACCGACAACUUAGGAAAGCUUUCUCGCAUCCUCGAGACUGACCACUUUGCUCUGGUAGUCCACGAACAGAUACAGUAUCUGACAGACGGAUCCGCCGUCCUGAAGCAGAUGGUUUUCGGCGUGGUGACGGCCGUCGACCUGCUCAACUUCGUCACGGGCCGAGAGAGGAGGGAGCGCUCCAUGUCAGAGUCCACAGAUGAAAUGUGACUCAAACGCAGCGCUCAGCUGUGCAUUUUUCCUUAAAGAUUUGCUUCUUUUAGGGGUUAAUUCCUUUUUUUCAAGCUUGCUGAAAAUUGUUGAAUGAGCAGACGAGAUUGUGCCACAAUCCCCUACUUGUAGAGUUGCUUUUUUUUCUUUUCCUUCAGGUGUUGAUUUCUUCUUUGUUUUUGUAGAGUAAGAAAAAUCUCUUGUACGCUUGUAAUUUAUGAGCAGCUUUUUGUUUCAGACGCUCCUCUUUUAAAUGAUUGUUUCAAAUAUAAGGAAUGAAACUGUGGAGGUUGUUGCUGUAUAUAGACUUAUCAUCUGUGUUUUUUUCUGUUCUUGCCUGAAGCCUGAGAUGGAACUGUAAAAAGUUUGGAGUAUUUUAUCCUAGCGAUGGCAGGAAAAAAAUAUUUUGUACUUUUUUUUUUCUUGAAUAAAUGUAUACGAUUAAAAAAAACUUUUUUUGGAAAAAGUUUUUUUUCGUCUUAAAAUAUCUAAUGACAUCAUUAGAUGAUUGUGAAGAUAAUAAACAUAGUUUUUACAUUUAAAAAUAUAUCUGGUCAAGUAACAAGAGAUAAAACAGUAGAAAAGAUCAAUAAAAUGAUAAUUAUUAGAAAUGUGAACUUUAGUUACUUCCUAAGUGUAUUGCAGGGAACAUUAAAAGACUAUUUUGUGAAA
Molecule: messenger RNA, 2578 nt
Organism: Oryzias melastigma (Indian medaka)
Lineage: Eukaryota; Metazoa; Chordata; Actinopteri; Beloniformes; Adrianichthyidae
Gene: cbsa
Product: cystathionine beta-synthase a
Exons: 15
Coding region: 155-1906 (583 amino acids)
Cellular component (GO): cytoplasm
Molecular function (GO): cysteine synthase activity; cystathionine beta-synthase activity
Source: RefSeq, a predicted model, not a curated record